AUGGCCAGCAACAACCGUGACGACGCUCAGGCGGCUGAAAACAUUCCGAUUGAGCCUAUCGUUAAGGCUCUCCAGGAAAUACUCUCCCAUUCCACAUACGCGUGCGGCGGCUCUCUCAACAGCCCAAUUACAAUCCGCUGGGACUCUUCAACCGCCACCGAGAAGCUGACUCUACCUCUGCAAGUCGACAGCAAGGGUACAGUGGAUAAGUCACUCGCAAAGCUCCUCGAAGGCACUGAACCUGCUGGAUUCGGAUACAAGGGCAAGGACAUCAUCGACGAGUCGUAUCGCAAGGCCUCCAAGCUCGACACCUCUGCCUUCUCCACCAACUUCUGUCCCUAUGAGACCGGCAUCAUCGAUGUUGUUGCGCAAGCGUUACUUCCACUGUCUCCGGAUCAGUCACAGGGUGUUCGAGCAGAGCUCUACAAGUUGAAUGUAUACGGAGCACCGUCAGGUCUGUUCAAGCCACACGUCGAUACGCCACGUUCCGAGAUGCAAUUCGGCUCACUCGUCGUCUGUCUGCCGUGCGCUCACGAAGGAGGCCAGCUCGUUGUCCGCCACAAAGGCCAUACCACUACGUUCGAUUGGUCUGGCGACGCCAACGUUGCACAGUGGGCAGCUUUCUACAGCGACUGUGAGCAUGAGGUCCUCGAAGUCACUGCGGGUCAUCGCAUAACCCUUACAUACAACCUCUUCGUGCGCCGAGGUCUUGGCGAGCUUGCAGGACACGCCGACGCGCUGGAUUUCAAACAGCUGCCGCUCUAUCGCGAGGUGGCGAACGCUUUGAACAGUCCGGAAUUCAUGGCCAAAGGCGGUUACCUCGGAAAGUACUGCGAUCAUGCAUAUGCUCACGCCACCAAGGAGGGCUCGAAGGCUCUACCUGCCCUACUCAAAGGCUCAGAUUUUAUGGCAUAUGAGGUAUUUCGCUCGCUGGGCAUCAAGACGCGCGUUCGUCCCGUACUUUUGACUUCGGGAGAAGACGAAGAAGACGAAGAAGACGACAGGUCGGAGAACCGUACCGAUGAAGAUGACGACCAAAAGCACCUACAAUUCGCGCGUAUCGGCAAGAAGCUCUCAGCCCCCGUCAUGUCAAGUGUUGGUGGCGACGAGGAUGACACUUGGAGCGAGAUCUACGCCCAGUACCCCCACGACAGACUUCAUGUCCGAUGGUUGAAUCGUCAUACUACAACUAAUCUGCAGUUUGGCUUCCUCGCAUACGGCAAUAUGGCAGACAUCAACUACUCCUACAGCUCAUGUGCUCUCAUCUUCGAGAUACCUACUUACCAGGAGCGGUGCAAGAACAACCUGGUGAAGUAG
Messenger RNA from Alternaria viburni, 1317 nucleotides. RefSeq lists its product as uncharacterized. The transcript has 5 exons. The coding region runs from base 1 to 1317 and encodes 438 amino acids. The record is from RefSeq and is a predicted model, not a curated record. NCBI's taxonomy places the organism in Eukaryota, Fungi, Ascomycota, Dothideomycetes, Pleosporales, Pleosporaceae.